Molecule: messenger RNA, 621 nt
Organism: Fragaria vesca subsp. vesca
Lineage: Eukaryota; Viridiplantae; Streptophyta; Magnoliopsida; Rosales; Rosaceae
Product: lactoylglutathione lyase-like
Exons: 2
Coding region: 1-621 (206 amino acids)
Source: RefSeq, a predicted model, not a curated record
AUGUCUCAGACGCAGCAGAGGAAGGAAGAAGAUACUAAUGUGCAAGAGAAGAAGAAGUUAUCAAACAUUGAGGAGAACCAUGACAAAGAAGAUCAUAGAGUGAAAGAUCAAAAGGAAGAGCACCAACUUCCUCUAAUGGCCUUGAAUCAUGUAUCGAGGCUGUGUAGUAAUGUGGAGGAGUCGGUAAAAUUUUAUACUACAGUCUUGGGGUUUGUGAAGAUCGAGAGGCCACUGGCUUUUGAUUUCGACGAUGAUUGGUUGUUUAACUAUGGAGUUGGGAUUCACUUGGUGCAGUCCAAGGAUGAGGAUAGGCUACCUCAUCAAAAUCAUCUGGAUCCCAUGGACAACCACAUCUCAUUUCAGUGUGAGGACAUGGAUGCAAUGGUGAAGAAAUUGGAGGAGCUAAACAUAGAGUACAUGAAGAGGACAGUGGAGGAUGAUAAAAAUGGGGCAAAAAUUGAUCAAUUAUUCUUCAAUGACCCAGAUGGAUUCAUGGUGGAGAUAUGCAAUUGUGAGAAUCUCAAGCUUGUUCCUGCAGGUUCCAUGGGCAAAAUAAAGCUGCCAUUUGAUAGACAUAAUCCUCCUAUGGAUGUGAGCGACAAUGGUACUGAAGACAAGUGA